AUGCAGGAUGCAGGGAGGAACCAUGCGGGUGCUUUCUCACUCGGUUCGCGAAGUGGCAGCAUGCCUGCUACAGCUGCUACAGCUGCUACAACUGCUCUCGUCGCCGCCAUGUCGUCGGGUCCAGCUGCUGCCUCACUCUCCGCUCCCCCUGCUUCCGCCCUCCGCCCGCCUUCCGUCCGCGCGCCCCAACCACCUGCCUGGGCGCCUUCCGCCAACCCGACUGCCGAGGUGGCAGUCAUACCCGCGACGGCGAGUGCAGCGGGCGCACCGGGCCCGCGCAUAACCCUGUGCGACGUUGACGCGACACUCUUCCCCGACUCUCGCCUCCCCAAUCUCUCCGCCGCUUCCACUGCGCCUGCCGUCACCUCGUCUCUCACCUUUUCCCCUCCCGCACCCGCUUCCCCACCUGCACCCACUCCCCCCGCACCCACUCUCCCCGCUUCCGCUCCUUUCCUAAGCCCCGCCCCUAAUGGAGCCUUCGCAUCGGUUCCGGCUCACUCGCCUCCCGCCGUUCCAACCCCCUCCGCUCCUAUCUCCUCCGCUCCUAUCCCCUCCGCUCCUUCUCCUUUCGCUCCCACUCCCCCCGCUCCUACUCCCCCCGCUCCUACUCUCCCUGCUCCUACUCCCCCCGCUCCUGCUCCCCCCGCUCCUACUCCUCCUGCUCCUGCUCCCCUCGCUCCUACUCCCCCCGCUCCUACUUUCCCAACCGGCGAGUCCCCUCCAGUAGGUCUCCCUUCCGCCGCACCUCCCCUCCUCCCCGUUCCUCCCGCCCCGCCUGUCCCACGUGGCACCGCGCGCGCUGCCAACGCCUCCGCCAACGCGCGCUCCUCUGGGGCAAACGCGCGCCCUCCCGCCUCCUCCCGCCGCCCUCCCGCCGCUGGCGGGCGCAAGCGCGCUCAGCCGCCUUCCAGUGACACGGCAGGGUUGUUAGCCAAUCAGAGAGCAGCAAGUUCACAGUCGCGUGGCGCUAUGUUGGCGCUGGCGGCGGCAGCAGGAGGGGACGCUGAAGCGGACAUGGGGGAAGUGUACUUUCUCAUUCUGCACUUUUUGACGGGCAGCCCGUGCCGUCGGGCAGCAAAAGUUUUGAAAGAGGAACUGGAGGAGUUGAAUCUGCUUCCACAGCGGUACCAUGCGGUGUACUCGCGCGGGGGAAGGCGGACAGGCGCAAGCAGCGCGAGUGAAGGGCGGCAGGGUGGUAGGGGCAGCGAGAGUGGUGGCGAGGGGAGUGCACGUGGGGAGGCGGGGGUGGUGGGGGCACAGGGGAAGGCUGGUGAGGUUGGGGGGAGGGGAGGAGGCGUGGAGGGGGAGAGGGAGAUGACAGUUCCCUUGAGCUACGAGGAGCUGAGGGAGAGGUACGCGCACAUUGCCCCCAACCACCUCUUCCUGCUGCUGCAGGAGCUGCUGCAGUCGUCCCAUCUUGCUGUCUCCUCCGCCUCCCUCCUCCCCUCCGCACCUCUCUCCUCCUCUCCGCUCCUCCUGCCACCGUCAGCAGCACUAGCCCUCUCUCCUGCCCCUUUUGCUGCAGCAGCUGCUGCACCCACCGUCGCUGCCCCUCCCUCAGCUUCCGCCCUUGCCAUUGCCGCCGCACCUCCCUCCGCCUCCGCCCUUCCCACUGCACUCGAGGAGGCCUCGCUGGUGGCAGAAGCCGUUGCAGCUGUAGGCGCGAGAGUUGCCAGUGGUUCGGAGGCAGGGCGGCAGGUAGGGGGUGCAGAGGCAGCAGCAGAGGGAUCAGUAGGUGCGGCUGUGCCACAGAUGCACGGAAACGGGACGGAGUCUACUGCAGCAGCCGAGCAACUGGCGGUUCCAGGGCAACUAGCAGCAGCAGGAUCCACUGUAGCAGGCGCUGCAGCAGCAGAAGCAGGUGGUGAAGCAGCAGGGGCAGCGGCAGCAGAGGGGGCAGGCAGCCGAGUUCUGGUGCUGGCAUCGCCGGCAGCACUGGUGGUGGGAGCAACGGCAGGGGCAGAGAGGGCUGAGAGGGGGGAGAGGGGCGAGCAGGGUGCAGACGGAGAGGGUGUGUUGGUGGGCACGGGGGCGGGCGUGGCAGCAGCGAGGGACAGGUGGUGGGUGUGUGCGGGAGACGUGCCAACGCUGCUGGGCCAUGGCGGGAUAAGCCUGAGGCGAGCGGAGUGGCUGCCAGCGCUGCUCUCUGCUCCGCGCACCUUUCUUCCCCACACAGCCCAUCCGCACCUCUCUGCACCGCUCCUGCGCUCCCUCACGCUCAGAGAGACGGGCGGAGGGGUGUGCUCGCGUGCUGCCAGGGCUGUCAGUGCACGGGCGGCGUCGCAGGCGGUGGCGUCCCCCGCGCUGCUGCUGAGCCGCAUGGAGCAGCUGAAGGUGCUACGCGGCCACCGCAACGCCGUCUACUGCGCGGUGUACGACCACGUGGGCCGGUACCUGAUAACGGGGUCGGACGACCGCCUGGUCAAGAUCUGGAGCAUGCACCAUGGCAUCUGCCUCGCCACCUGCCGCGCCCACACCGGCGACAUCACGGAUCUAGCAGUGAGUCAGGGCGACAAGUGGGUGGCAUCUGCCUCCAACGACUGCCUCAUCCGCGUGUGGGAGCUACCGAGUGGGCAUCUGGAGGUGACGCUAGUGGGCCAUGCAGACGCCGUCACCGCUGUCGCAUUCAGCCCCACCGCUCACCACCACCUCCUCUCGGCAUCGGAGGACGGCUCAUGCCGGCUGUGGGACGUCACUGCUGCAGCGGACAGCUCCUGCCUGCGCCUCUUCCUGCCCGCCUCCCACCCCACCAAGAUUCCCUUCCCUCUGGGAACGUUUCUGAACCGCACGCAGCAGGGGGGCGCGGAGAUGACCAACGAGGAGCGCGCCAAGAUGCUGCCCCCCAAAGUGCUGUGCGCUGCCUUCAACGCCGACGGCUCUCUCUUUGUCACUGGCAGCGAGGAUGGGCGCACGCGGGUGAGUGAGGAUGGGCUCACGAGGGUGAGUGAGGAUGGGCUCACGAGGGUGAGUGAGGAUGGGCUCACGAGGGUGAGUGAGGAUGGGCUCACGAGGGUGAGUGAGGAUGGGCUCACGAGGGUGAGUGAGGAUGGGCUCACGAGGGUGAGGGAGGAUGGGCUCACGAGGGUGAGUGAGGAUGGGCGCACGCGGGUGAGUGAGGAUGGGCGCACGCGGGUGAGUGAGGAUGGGCUCACGAGGGUGAGUGAUGAUGGGCUCACGAGGGUGAGUGAGGAUGGGCUCACGAGGGUGAGUGAGGAUGGGCUCACGAGGGUGAGUGAGGAUGGGCUCACGAGGGUGAGUGAGGAUGGGCUCACGAGGGUGAGUGAGGAUGGGCUCACGAGGGUGAGUGAGGAUGGGCUCACGAGGGUGAGUGAGGAUGGGCGCACGCGGGUGAGUGAGGAUGGGCGCACGCGGGUGAGUGAGGAUGGGCUCACGAGGGUGAGUGAGGAUGGGCUCACGAGGGUGAGUGAGGAUGGGCUCACGAGGGUGAGUGAGGAUGGGCUCACGAGGGUGAGUGAGGAUGGGCUCACGAGGGUGAGUGAGGAUGGGCUCACGAGGGUGAGUGAGGAUGGGCUCACGAGGGUGAGUGAGGAUGGGCUCACGAGGGUGAGUGAGGAUGGGCUCACGAGGGUGAGUGAGGAUGGGCUCACGAGGGUGAGUGAGGAUGGGCUCACGAGGGUGAGUGAGGAUGGGCGCACGCGGGUGAGUGAGGAUGGGCGCACGCGGGUGAGUGAGGAUGGGCUCACGAGGGUGAGUGAGGAUGGGCUCACGAGGGUGAGUGAGGAUGGGCUCACGAGGGUGAGUGAGGAUGGGCUCACGAGGGUGAGUGAGGAUGGGCUCACGAGGGUGAGUGAGGAUGGGCUCACGAGGGUGAGUGAGGAUGGGCUCACGAGGGUGAGUGAGGAUGGGCUCACGAGGGUGAGUGAGGAUGGGCUCACGAGGGUGAGUGAGGAUGGGCUCACGAGGGUGAGUGAGGAUGGGCGCACGCGGGUGAGUGAGGAUGGGCUCACGAGGGUGAGUGAGGAUGGGCGCACGCGGGUGAGUGAGGAUGGGCUCACGAGGGUGAGUGAGGAUGGGCUCACGAGGGUGAGUGAGGAUGGGCUCACGAGGGUGAGUGAGGAUGGGCGCACGCGGGUGAGUGAGGAUGGGCUCACGAGGGUGAGUGAGGAUGGGCUCACGAGGGUGAGUGAGGAUGGGCUCACGAGGGUGAGUGAGGAUGGGCUCACGAGGGUGAGUGAGGAUGGGCUCACGAGGGUGAGUGAGGAUGGGCUCACGAGGGUGAGUGAGGAUGGGCUCACGAGGGUGAGUGAGGAUGGGCUCACGAGGGUGAGGGAGGAUGGGCUCACGAGGGUGAGUGAGGAUGGGCGCACGCGGGUGAGUGAGGAUGGGCGCACGCGGGUGAGUGAGGAUGGGCUCACGAGGGUGAGUGAGGAUGGGCGCACGCGGGUGAGUGAGGAUGGGCUCACGAGGGUGAGUGAGGAUGGGCUCACGAGGGUGAGUGAGGAUGGGCUCACGAGGGUGAGUGAGGAUGGGCUCACGAGGGUGAGUGAGGAUGGGCUCACGAGGGUGAGUGAGGAUGGGCUCACGAGGGUGAGUGAGGAUGGGCUCACGAGGGUGAGUGAGGAUGGGCGCACGCGGGUGAGUGAGGAUGGGCGCACGCGGGUGAGUGAGGAUGGGCUCACGAGGGUGAGUGAGGAUGGGCUCACGAGGGUGAGUGAGGAUGGGCUCACGAGGGUGAGUGAGGAUGGGCUCACGAGGGUGAGUGAGGAUGGGCUCACGAGGGUGAGUGAGGAUGGGCUCACGAGGGUGAGUGAGGAUGGGCUCACGAGGGUGAGUGAGGAUGGGCUCACGAGGGUGAGUGAGGAUGGGCUCACGAGGGUGAGUGAGGAUGGGCUCACGAGGGUGAGUGAGGAUGGGCUCACGAGGGUGAGGGAGGAUGGGCUCACGAGGGUGAGUGAGGAUGGGCGCACGCGGGUGAGUGAGGAUGGGCGCACGCGGGUGAGUGAGGACGGGCUCACGAGGGUGAGUGAUGAUGGGCUCACGAGGGUGAGUGAGGAUGGGCUCACGAGGGUGAGUGAGGAUGGGCUCACGAGGGUGAGGGAGGAUGGGCUCACGAGGGUGAGUGAGGAUGGGCUCACGAGGGUGAGUGAGGAUGGGCUCACGAGGGUGAGUGAGGAUGGGCUCACGAGGGUGAGUGAGGAUGGGCUCACGAGGGUGAGUGAGGAUGGGCGCACGCGGGUGAGUGAGGAUGGGCGCACGCGGGUGAGUGAGGAUGGGCUCACGAGGGUGAGUGAGGAUGGGCUCACGAGGGUGAGUGAGGAUGGGCUCACGAGGGUGAGUGAGGAUGGGCUCACGAGGGUGAGUGAGGAUGGGCUCACGAGGGUGAGUGAGGAUGGGCUCACGAGGGUGAGUGAGGAUGGGCUCACGAGGGUGAGUGAGGAUGGGCUCACGAGGGUGAGUGAGGAUGGGCUCACGAGGGUGAGUGAGGAUGGGCUCACGAGGGUGAGUGAGGAUGGGCGCACGCGGGUGAGUGAGGAUGGGCUCACGAGGGUGAGUGAGGAUGGGCGCACGCGGGUGAGUGAGGAUGGGCUCACGAGGGUGAGUGAGGAUGGGCUCACGAGGGUGAGUGAGGAUGGGCUCACGAGGGUGAGUGAGGAUGGGCGCACGCGGGUGAGUGAGGAUGGGCUCACGAGGGUGAGUGAGGAUGGGCUCACGAGGGUGAGUGAGGAUGGGCUCACGAGGGUGAGUGAGGAUGGGCUCACGAGGGUGAGUGAGGAUGGGCUCACGAGGGUGAGUGAGGAUGGGCUCACGAGGGUGAGUGAGGAUGGGCUCACGAGGGUGAGUGAGGAUGGGCGCACGCGGGUGAGUGAGGAUGGGCGCACGCGGGUGAGUGAGGAUGGGCUCACGAGGGUGAGUGAGGAUGGGCUCACGAGGGUGAGUGAGGAUGGGCUCACGAGGGUGAGUGAGGAUGGGCUCACGAGGGUGAGUGAGGAUGGGCUCACGAGGGUGAGUGAGGAUGGGCUCACGAGGGUGAGUGAGGAUGGGCUCACGAGGGUGAGUGAGGAUGGGCUCACGAGGGUGAGUGAGGAUGGGCUCACGAGGGUGAGUGAGGAUGGGCUCACGAGGGUGAGUGAGGAUGGGCUCACGAGGGUGAGUGAGGAUGGGCUCACGAGGGUGAGUGAGGAUGGGCUCACGAGGGUGAGUGAGGAUGGGCGCACGCGGGUGAGUGAGGAUGGGCUCACGAGGGUGAGUGAGGAUGGGCUCACGAGGGUGAGUGAGGAUGGGCUCACGAGGGUGAGUGAGGAUGGGCUCACGAGGGUGAGUGAGGAUGGGCUCACGCGGGUGAGUGAGGAUGGGCUCACGAGGGUGAGUGAGGAUGGGCUCACGAGGGUGAGUGAGGAUGGGCUCACGAGGGUGAGUGAGGAUGGGCGCACGCGGGUGAGUGAGGAUGGGCUCACGAGGGUGAGUGAGGAUGGGCUCACGAGGGUGAGUGAGGAUGGGCUCACGAGGGUGAGUGAGGAUGGGCUCACGAGGGUGAGUGAGGAUGGGCGCACGCGGGUGAGUGAGGAUGGGCUCACGAGGGUGAGUGAGGAUGGGCUCACGAGGGUGAGUGAGGAUGGGCUCACGAGGGUGAGUGAGGAUGGGCUCACGAGGGUGAGUGUGGAUGGGCUCACGCGGGUGAGUGAGGAUGGGCUCACGAGGGUGAGUGAGGAUGGGCUCACGAGGGUGAGUGAGGAUGGGCUCACGAGGGUGAGUGAGGAUGGGCUCACGAGGGUGAGUGAGGAUGGGCUCACGAGGGUGAGUGAGGAUGGGCUCACGAGGGUGAGUGAGGAUGGGCUCACGAGGGUGAGUGAGGAUGGGCGCACGCGGGUGAGUGAGGAUGGGCUCACGAGGGUGAGUGAGGAUGGGCGCACGCGGGUGAGUGAGGAUGGGCUCACGAGGGUGAGUGAUGAUGGGCUCACGAGGGUGAGUGAGGAUGGGCUCACGAGGGUGAGUGAGGAUGGGCGCACGCGGGUGAGUGAGGAUGGGCUCACGAGGGUGAGUGAGGAUGGGCUCACGAGUGUGAGUGAGGAUGGGCUCACGAGGGUGAGUGAGGAUGGGCUCACGAGGGUGAGUGAGGAUGGGCGCACGCGGGUGAGUGAGGAUGGGCUCACGAGGGUGAGUGAGGAUGGGCGCACGCGGGUGAGUGAGGAUGGGCUCACGAGGGUGAGUGAGGAUGGGCUCACGAGGGUGAGUGAGGAUGGGCUCACGAGGGUGAGUGAGGAUGGGCUCACGAGGGUGAGUGAGGAUGGGCUCACGAGGGUGAGUGAGGAUGGGCGCACGCGGGUGAGUGAGGAUGGGCUCACGAGGGUGAGUGAGGAUGGGCUCACGAGGGUGAGUGAGGAUGGGCUCACGAGGGUGAGUGAGGAUGGGCUCACGAGGGUGAGUGAGGAUGGGCGCACGCGGGUGAGUGAGGAUGGGCUCACGAGGGUGAGUGAGGAUGGGCUCACGAGGGUGAGUGAGGAUGGGCUCACGAGGGUGAGUGAGGAUGGGCUCACGAGGGUGAGUGAGGAUGGGCUCACGAGGGUGAGUGAGGAUGGGCUCACGAGGGUGAGUGAGGAUGGGCUCACGAGGGUGAGUGAGGAUGGGCUCACGAGGGUGAGUGAGGAUGGGCGCACGCGGGUGAGUGAGGAUGGGCUCACGAGGGUGAGUGAGGAUGGGCUCACGAGGGUGAGUGAGGAUGGGCUCACGAGGGUGAGUGAGGAUGGGCUCACGAGGGUGAGUGAGGAUGGGCUCACGAGGGUGAGUGAGGAUGGGCUCACGAGGGUGAGUGAGGAUGGGCGCACGCGGGUGAGUGAGGAUGGGCUCACGAGGGUGAGUGAGGAUGGGCUCACGAGGGUGAGUGAGGAUGAGCUCACGAGGGUGAGUGAGGAUGGGCUCACGAGGGUGAGUGAGGAUGGGCUCACGAGGGUGAGUGAGGAUGGGCUCACGAGGGUGAGUGAGGAUGGGCGCACGCAGGUGAGUGAGGAUGGGCUCACGAGGGUGAGUGAGGAUGGGCUCACGAGGGUGAGUGAGGAUGGGCUCACGAGGGUGAGUGAGGAUGGGCUCACGAGGGUGAGUGAGGAUGGGCGCACGCGGGUGAGUGAGGAUGGGCGCACGCGGGUGAGUGAGGAUGGGCUCACGAGGGUGAGUGAGGAUGGGCUCACGAGGGUGAGUGAGGAUGGGCUCACGAGGGUGAGUGAGGAUGGGCUCACGAGGGUGAGUGAGGAUGGGCUCACGAGGGUGAGUCAGGAUGGGCUCACGAGGGUGAGUGAGGAUGGGCUCACGAGGGUGAGUGAGGAUGGGCUCACGAGGGUGAGUGAGGAUGGGCUCACGAGGGUGAGUGAGGAUGGGCUCACGAGGGUGAGUGAGGAUGGGCUCACGAGGGUGAGUGAGGAUGGGCGCACGCGGGUGAGUGAGGAUGGGCUCACGAGGGUGAGUGAGGAUGGGCGCACGCGGGUGAGUGAGGAUGGGCUCACGAGGGUGAGUGAGGAUGGGCUCACGAGGGUGAGUGAGGAUGGGCUCACGAGGGUGAGUGAGGAUGGGCUCACGAGGGUGAGUGAGGAUGGGCGCACGCGGGUGAGUGAGGAUGGGCUCACGAGGGUGAGUGAGGAUGGGCUCACGAGGGUGAGUGAGGAUGGGCUCACGAGGGUGAGUGAGGAUGGGCUCACGAGGGUGAGUGAGGAUGGGCUCACGAGGGUGAGUGAGGAUGGGCUCACGAGGGUGAGUGAGGAUGGGCUCACGAGGGUGAGUGAGGAUGGGCGCACGCGGGUGAGUGAGGAUGGGCUCACGAGGGUGAGUGAGGAUGGGCUCACGAGGGUGAGUGAGGAUGGGCUCACGAGGGUGAGUGAGGAUGGGCUCACGUGGGUGAGUGAGGAUGGGCUCACGAGGGUGAGUGAGGAUGGGCUCACGAGGGUGAGUGAGGAUGGGCGCACGCGGGUGAGUGAGGAUGGGCUCACGAGGGUGAGUGAGGAUGGGCUCACGAGGGUGAGUGAGGAUGGGCUCACGAGGGUGAGUGAGGAUGGGCUCACGAGGGUGAGUGAGGAUGGGCUCACGAGGGUGAGUGAGGAUGGGCUCACGAGGGUGAGUGAGGAUGGGCGCACGCGGGUGAGUGAGGAUGGGCUCACGAGGGUGAGUGAGGAUGGGCUCACGAGGGUGAGUGAGGAUGGGCUCACGAGGGUGAGUGAGGAUGGGCUCACGAGGGUGAGUGAGGAUGGGCGCACGCGGGUGAGUGAGGAUGGGCGCACGCGGGUGAGUGAGGAUGGGCUCACGAGGGUGAGUGAGGAUGGGCUCACGAGGGUGAGUGAGGAUGGGCUCACGAGGGUGAGUGAGGAUGGGCUCACGAGGGUGAGUGAGGAUGAGCUCACGAGGGUGAGUGAGGAUGGGCUCACGAGG
Molecule: messenger RNA, 9372 nt
Organism: Closterium sp. Naga37s-1
Lineage: Eukaryota; Viridiplantae; Streptophyta; Zygnematophyceae; Desmidiales; Closteriaceae
Source: the annotation of a GenBank genome assembly